UAGAGUAUUGUGACGGUGUUUGUUACAAUGGGCCUCCUGCAAGGUUUGUUUGUGCUGGUUGUGAUUGCUGCAUUUGACCUGGUAAAUGUAUGGGGAGAUUUGCGUUACAGCCUGAAUCCAAGAGGUUUGAACCCACAACCAGGUCUAACUUUCAGAAAUCCAGUUUUUCCUCAAGGGCUCUGGAGUCCUUUGCAAAACCCAUCUCCGUAUCUGAGUUCUGACUCCAAAGGAGUUGCACAAGACCCUCUUAAUUUUCAGCAGAAGCAGCUGAUGCAAGCUCCAGUGAAGCCUUUGACUUGGAGGUUUCCCAUUGUCCCAGAAGUGCCGAGCGAGGUGGCGGUCAACUUCCAGUUGAGACAACCUGUGACUCCCAGUAGUGUAGCCGUUCUUUGCAGUGAGAGCCAGGUUCAUGUGGAGGUACAGCAGGACAUGUUUGGUGACGGUCAGCUUAUCCAGCCGUCUGGUUUGUCUAUGGGAGGCUGUCCUGUUGUUGGUCAAGACCCAAACUCCAAGGUUCUCAUCUUUGAAUAUGCGCUACAUGAUUGCAACAGUGUGGCGAUGAUGACUGCGGAUGAACUUGUCUAUACCUUUGCUGUCACCUAUACUCCUGAGGCACUUGAUGGCACUCUAAUUACUCGUACCGAUAGUGCAGUUAUUGGUGUUCAGUGCCACUAUCCCAGGCUUCAGAAUGUAAGCAGUAAUGCCUUGAUGCCAGCUUGGGUUCCUUAUGCCUCAACGGCAGUUGGUGAGGACAUCUUGGUCUUCUCCCUGAAGCUCAUGUUGGAUGACUGGUCCUAUGAGAGGCCUUCAAACGUGUAUUUCCUGGGUGACGUUAUUAAUAUUGAGGCGUCUGUGAAGGUGUACAACCAUGUCCCACUGCGUGUGCUUGUGGACAGCUGUGUGGCCACCCAAGUACCUGACGUAACCUCCCUUCCGAGAUAUUCCUUCAUUGAGAAUCAUGGGUGCUUUGUGGAUGCCAAGCUCACGGGUUCCAGCUCCCACUUUGUGCCUCGAUCCCAGGAUGACAAGCUCCAGUUCCAGCUGGAGGCCUUCAUGUUCCAGGAUGGAUCUAGUCCUUCUUCUAUCUACAUAAUGUGUCUUCUGAAUGCCACCCUUGCUUCGACACCCAGUGAUGCUGUCCGCAAGUCCUGUUCUUUUGCCAAUGGGUGGUUUGCUGCUGAUGGGAACCACCAGAUUUGCAGUUGCUGUGACUCAACAUGUGAUCUUGAUGCUGGAGUUGCUGCUUCUCCUCCUCUCUUUGGUGAUGUUCAGUGGCAAGGCAUGGCCUCAUUUGGACCGUUGACUAUUCAACAGCAAACGAAGACUGGUUUUCAAUAAAUGGGAUGUACUUUC
This is a messenger RNA of Puntigrus tetrazona (Sumatra barb), 1353 nucleotides long. RefSeq names its product zona pellucida sperm-binding protein 3-like. The record is from RefSeq and is a predicted model, not a curated record. Gene Ontology annotation, molecular function: acrosin binding. The coding region runs from base 28 to 1338 and encodes 436 amino acids. NCBI's taxonomy places the organism in Eukaryota, Metazoa, Chordata, Actinopteri, Cypriniformes, Cyprinidae. Gene Ontology annotation, biological process: egg coat formation; binding of sperm to zona pellucida; positive regulation of acrosome reaction. Gene Ontology annotation, cellular component: extracellular matrix. The transcript is spliced from 8 exons.